Messenger RNA from Acaulospora morrowiae, 945 nucleotides. Lineage: Eukaryota; Fungi; Glomeromycota; Glomeromycetes; Diversisporales; Acaulosporaceae. The record is from the annotation of a GenBank genome assembly.
AUGUCACAAAUUAGCAAAAGAUCAAAAAAAAUUCUUACUCCAAGUCAAAAAUAUGACAUUUGUAUUAAAAAACAAACUAUUUCUACACCUUCAAAUAAAGAAUUGGCAUUAGAAUAUUCUGUUGGAGAAUCUACUAUUCAUGAUAUUCUUCAACAAAAAGAUAAGUGGCUUGUUUUAACUCCAACUAAAAUUAAACAAAGUGGCAAAUGGCCAUUAUUAGAAGAAGCUUUAUGGCUUUGGACACAAGGUGCUAUUGGAGCAGAAAUGGAUCUUAAUGAUAAAAUUUUACAAAGAAAAGCUAUUCAGUUUGCUGAGACACUUAAAAUUGAAAAUUUUAAAGGAUCUUUAGGUAUUCCUAUUUCUUUUCAAGAAAAUAAUACUAGAGAAAGUAUACCUACUAUUACUAGUACUAUUAGUAGUAGAGAAAGCACACCUAUUAUUAAUCAAGAAAAUUUGCUUACUACCACUUCUCAUAUAACUAAUCAAGAAGGAACCAAUACUACUCUUCAAAAAAGCAGUACAACUACUAAUUUAGAAAAUUUUACUACUACUAUUCAGAAUGAUAUUAUUACUAUUAAUCAAUAUGAAAACAUUCAAGGAUUAAUUAAUCAAUUGGGUUUUACUAAUCCAAUGUCUGCUGAUGAUAAAAGAAUUUCUAUCGAAGAAUUUUUAGAUGAUGAAAUGAUACAUAGGGUAGUAAGAGAAAUUUCACCAUCAAUUGAAGAAGAAAUUGAAGAAAUCUCUUUAACUCAAGCUCUUGUAACUCAAGAAAUUGAAAAUGAAACCCUUUCAAUCCAAAUUCCCUCAACCCAAGAAGUAAUAAAAUCACUUGAUGAUAUUUUGCUUUUUCUUGAACAUCCACCUGAAAAUUUUAAAGUAGCAAAGACCGAUAUUAAUUCAAUUAGAAACUUAUAUAAAAAAACCAAAAAAUUUCAAUCGGAAUAG